AAAAUGAAGGCGUUAACAAAGUCUUACGACCUUCCCAGUGGACCGUCUCCUGUUCGUUUCCCUCUCUGCAAAAAAGUGUCACUCCCCACUCCUCCAAACCCGCCGCUGCGGCCUACGACGCCACUUACCCGUCGCCGCCUCCUCCCGGAGAAGCCCUAGGCUCUUGAGACAAUCUGUGGUUCUGCCACGGCAUAAUCAGUUGCCUUGCUUGCCACAAAAACUUCAUUGUAUCAUCUUCGAGCAGGAAGGAGAUGGAAUAACAGAGACUUCAGGAUCGAUUCCGUGCUUUCAGCCAAAAAAACCCUUCAACAUCGAACAACUUCUAUUAUAGCUUAUAGAUUCAAGAAAUGUUGCGGCGCCUCAUCAGAGCGGCCGCUUCCACUGCAACGACGUUGCAGAGAGACUCCCUGAACUUACCCAACGCUCUAAUUUCUGCAACUACAGUUGCUGCUUCUUCUUCAUAUUCUUUGAAGCUCUCGCACGCAAACUAUUCCUCGAAAAAACCCACUAAGCCCAGUGUGUCUAAGGCGAAGAAGGCUAAGACCAAGUACGAUGCCAAGGCAGACGAAUUUGCAACCGCUGCCGUGGCUGAGGCCGAAGUAUUUGAUGAGGACGACCGAGCUCGCCGCCUCGCUGAGGACGAAAAGAACAAGUCCCUUGACGUGGGUCCCAACGGCCGUCCCCUCUUCACCUCCGCCGGUUCCAUUUCUCAGCUCACCAGAAAGGACGUCUGCACUUACAUGAAAUUCAGUAUGGAAGAUUUGGAAGCAGUAUUGCUGGAGGGAGUGCCGACAGGUAUGAUGAAGGAGUUUGAGGACUCAAGGCGAAAUGCUUUGCUUAUUCGGCAUAGCUUUUUGGAUCUUCGUGAUAAUUUUAGGCGGAUUGUUGAUCCGCCAUUGUGGUCAUCUGAUGGCAAAGGUCCAAAAGUUCGGAAGCAGAUUGUUUUGGAUGGUCCAGUUAGCUGUGGGAAAAGUAUUGCACUUGCAAUGCUUGUUCACUGGGCCCGCAAUGAAGGUUGGCUGGUCUUUUAUGCCCCAAAUGGUAAAAAAUGGACUCAUGGAGGAUUUUUCUCUAAAAAUCCCCAGACUGGUCUUUGGGAUACUCCUGUUCAGGCCGCAGAAAUUCUCCAGGAUUUUAUGAAAGCGAAUGAGUCCCGCAUACAGCAAUUACCAUGCCAAAUUUUUGAACCCAUUCCCCUGGGAGAGGGUGCUGGUGUUGGAUUGAAAAAGGAGGCUGAUUCUGUGGCAAUGCCUGAAGGUUCAACACUAUAUGAUCUAGUUCAGACAGGACUAACUUACACACAUGCUGCUGUUGGCGUGGUGGUUCGUUUGAGGAAGGAGUUAUCCCUUGUGAAAGAUAUCCCUGUGCUUAUUGCAAUUGAUCAAUAUAAUAGCUGGUUUACGUUCAGUGGGUAUGAGGAACCUGUUACUCUUCGUUCUUGCCGAUCAACACAUGCCAGAGAAGUUGCAACGGUGAAUGCUUUUAGAUCUAUGAUGCACAAUGACAUGAUGGUGGGUGCCUUUUCUCAUUCAACUGCUGUUGGGAAGCUACGUAAAGAUUUGCCUGAUGUUCCUAUUGAUGCUCGUAUCAAUUUUCCUCGCUACAGUUUAGAUGAAGCUGAAGCUGUUUGCCAUUACUACCUUAGGCAAAGAAUGGUAAGUCGUGAAGUGUUCUCGGAGGAAAAUUGGAGGAAGGUAUACUACCUGUCAAAUGGAAAUGGAGCAGAGAUGAGGUGGUUAGUUCCCUUGAUGCGGUGACCACACGGUCUAUUGGUUGUUGACAUCACUCGUUUUUCGAUAUCUUAGUCAAAAUCAAUGCCAUGGUGCCCUUCUUGGAUUAAUGAGUUUAGCAGUCAUACUUUGGUCUAUUCUUGUAACUAAUUUGGUCAGUGCUAUUUGCAAUUUUGCUGCGGUGUCUGAUUUGGUUAGGGAGGGGAGCGUGUGUUCAGUUUUGCAGUGGCGUCUGACGCGUGAAGACCCCCCUACCAUACAUCGUUCAAUAUUCAUUUUGGGAGCAUCAUGGGAAAAAAUGUGGUAAUUUUUUGAAAAAUUUAUUGUAUUUGUUGGGCACCAAGUGCCUGAUUUAUGUUUACUGGUUAAUAUUGCUGUAUUGAGCUUCUCAAUCUUAAGGUAACCCUUUUUGUACCUUGUUAAAUCAGAAGUGUAAUCAGCCUAGUCUGUCUGCCAGUUGUGCUUCUGAACCAUAAUAAAGAUUAUUCUUGAGUCAAGUGGACUGCAGCUUCACAUUGCACAGCUUUCCAGUUGAAUUCAGUUGAUAUUAUAUUUGAAGUCAAA
Messenger RNA from Malania oleifera, 2294 nucleotides. RefSeq lists its product as uncharacterized. The coding region runs from base 348 to 1757 and encodes 469 amino acids. Gene Ontology annotation, cellular component: mitochondrial small ribosomal subunit. Lineage: Eukaryota; Viridiplantae; Streptophyta; Magnoliopsida; Santalales; Ximeniaceae. Gene Ontology annotation, molecular function: structural constituent of ribosome. The transcript is spliced from 8 exons. The record is from RefSeq and is a predicted model, not a curated record.